CUUAUCGUUCUACCCUCUCUACUUCUUUGAACAAAACGCACUCAAAAAAUCUACUGUCACUUUAAUUGUCAGUGGAACCAUAAUUACAUCAUCACUGAACUAGCGCAUAUGCAAUUAGCAAAAUAAUUACCUAACUGUCAGAUUCAACCAACUUGUUAUUUUGCCUAGCAACGGUUUCACAUAUACCUAUGUUCUAGUAAAUUAUGGUAAGCUUACCUUAUAAAUAUGGGCCCCAGUGUCAAGAUAAGAUUUCAGUACAUCAGCUACCGCUUGUAAAAGGAAGAGAGUGAUCUCGUCGAAAUUGUGGAACUCGAAAUUAUCUUUACAUACUGUAUUUUGAAUCGAAACACCAGAGGUUUAUAUUCUGAAAUAAAACACCAUAUUUUUUGUACCUUAUAAUUUAAACUUUAGAAAGGUCUAAAGGGCGUUUUUGUACCUAAAUUUAUGUUAAAGAAUUUAUCAAAAUUCUGACUUGAUAAAGCAGUUCUGCGACCAGAUUGUGGUUCAACGUCAAAAAAACUACCAGAAACUACUUAUCCAACACAUUUGAAAAGCAUGGAGUUAUAAAAAAAUCACACCUUAUAACUAACUUAUAGAUUAAAGGAUGAUUAAACACAAUAUUUACCGGUUCUUAUAAUACUACACCUGGCUAAUUGGUUAGACAAAUAACACAAUGACUAAAACAGUAAACUUAACACAUACACACCGUCCUCACAUGACUAAAGUAUUUUUUCAUAUUGUAUCUAUUAAAAACUCCAGGUAGAUAUUUAUUAUUCGGUAUCUUAUCAGUUUCUCAACUUAGAUAAUACUUACACUUCGUCGAAUAGAAUUCUACAGUUGUCCUUCGGCCACCGAUUUUCGAGUGACGGUAUUUUUGAUAAAAACAGACCAAAAUGGAGAAGAAAAAGAAGGAUAAGGAUAAAUCGCCCAAAAAGGGAUUGCGUAUGUCUUUUAGUAAGAAAGUGAGGAGCAAAACUGCGCCAGGUCUUGUCGAGUUGGAAUCAUGGUUCAAAACGAGCAGCACGAAAAAACCACCCGGCCAGAGACCCACGUCCGCUCUGGUAGCGCGGCCGAAUUCGGAGACAGAUAUCGUAGACGUUGACGAAGAAGAUCAGAGAAUCGACGCGAUGGUCGAAAAGGAAGUCAACUCUAAAAUAGAGGAACUGCUGAGCGAUAUGAAUCUAACCGACGACAAGAAAAAACCGUUACGGAUCAUGGCCCUGGAACAAAAGAGAGAAAUGCUCAAAAUGCAUUGCAAGAAGAAGGGCCAACAGGAAACCGGAAGCCGUUUCAACGAUCCAGAAGACUACUACAAAUAUCUCGAUCAACAUAUCAAUUCCGAAUACCCGCAACUGAACAAAUGCAUGAAUUGCAUCGAAAGCCUAAGAGUGGCGCUAGCGAACAAUCCCAUUAGUUGGGUGGUGAAGUAUAGCACCAUUGGCGGCUUGCAGAAGCUCAUACAGGUGUUGGAUAUUGGUGUUAAAAACAAAGACAAUCGACUUCAAAACGAGUGCUUAAAGUGUUUAGAAAAAUUCAUGAAUAAUACUACGGGUUUGAAAGCGUUCUUCAAACAUACUAAAGGCCACGUGAGCGUCGCGAGGUGUCUCGACCAUGAAAAACCACAUGUGAUGAUACAAGCUUUAAAAAUUUUGGCACCCAUUUGCUUCUUGGACGAGAGCGAUGACGAGGUCGGUGUGAAGAAGGUGUUGAAAGCCAUAACGGAGGUGGGUGAAGAGAAACGUCGAGAAAGGUUCUUGCCGAUGGUGAAUGGUAUUACCAAGACCGAUAAUGCUGAGUUACAGAGUAUGUGUUUCCAAUUUAUCAAUGCGCUGCUCAGCGAGACAGAAGAUUACGAAUUUCGGAUGCACCUAAGGAACGAAAUCGUAAGGAAUGGACUCUAUGAAAAAUUGCAACAACUUAGGAACGAGACGAAUCCAGAGCUCAAAACGCAAUUUGAAAUUUUCGAAUCGCGACGGGAAGAUGACGCUGACGAAUUACACGAACGAUUUGACAAAGUUCGUCUGGACAUGGACGACAUGCAGGACUGCUUCGAGGUCCUGAAAAACGUCACGCUGGAUACGCCAUCCGAGCCGUACUUCUUAAGUAUUUUACAACACCUGUUAUUCAUCAAGGAUGACAUAAAUUUAAGGCCUGCAUAUUUUAAAUUGAUCGAAGAAGUAAUCACGCAAAUAGUACUUCACAAGUCCGGUUUGGAUCCCGAUUUCAAGAAAAAUCAUAUAGACAUUGAUCUGCAGCCCCUGUUGGACGAACUCAAAGAUAAACCAAUACAGAUAGACAACGCCGAAAAGGAAAAUUUAAAGAAACAACUUGAAGACGCGUUGGCGGCCAAAUCCGAAGCCGAAGCCAAGCUGGAACUUGCCAUGGGUCGCUCCGGAUCUCUUGAAUCAUCCGGUAAACUAGACCCGGCGCUCGUUAAUAAAAUCAACGUUCCGCCGCAAUCGGGUGCGCCGCCACCGCCUCCUAUGCCCGGAUUCGGCGCUCCACCACCACCCCCAAUGCCCGGCGCUCCCCCACCUCCUCCGAUGCCGGGCGGUUUCGGCCCACCGCCCCCUCCUCCGCCUCCCGGUAUGGGCGGCGGUCCACCACCACCCCCGCCGCCGCCUGGUAUGGGCGGCGGCCCGCCUCCUCCGCCCAUGAUGGGUAUGGGACCCCCACCGCCGCCGGGGAUGGUACCCCUGGUCGGAUUGGCCAGGCCGGACCUGUUGCCGCAUGGUUUGAAACCCAAGAAGAAAUGGGAGGUGAAGGGGCCGUUGAAAAGGGCCAACUGGAAAAUGAUUAUGCCACAAAAAAUGUCAGAAAAGGCGUUCUGGUUGCAAGCAAAAGAAGAGGAAAUGGCCGAACCUGACAUCCUAGAUGGUUUAGCUACAAAGUUCUCCUCGAAACCCGCUAAAAAGAUGGAAGACGUUACUGAUAAAAGUCACUCUACCGGUACAAUGAAGAAAGUCAAGGAAUUGAAAGUUCUGGAUGGCAAAACCGCCCAGAACAUCAGUAUAUUAUUGGGAGGCUCUUUGAAACAUAUGCCAUACGAUGACAUAAGAAAAGCAUUGCUGAGAUGUGACGAAGCUAUUUUAACAGAAAACAUUACAGAACAACUUAUUCAAUAUUUACCACCCGCCGAUCAACUGAGUAAACUACAAAAUUUCAAAGAUUCAUACAAAGAUCUUACCGAGGCCGAACAAUUUUGCGUUAAGAUGUCCGAAGUUAAAAGGCUGAUACCUAGAUUAAAGUCGUUGAGUUUUAAGCAUCAUUACGUAGAAAUGGUGCAAGAUACGAAACCUGAAAUCGUCGCGGCAACUGCCGCUUGCGAAGAGGUAAAGAAAAGUAAAAAAUUCGCAAGGAUUUUGGAACUUAUAUUACUCAUGGGUAAUUACAUGAAUACUGGUAGUAAAAACGCGCAAUGCUUUGGAUUUGAAAUGUCUUUUCUCACAAAGUUAACCGCGACUAAGGACAUUUUGAACAAGCAAACCCUUCUUCAUUAUAUCACAGAAACUAUAGAAACCAAAUGGCCGGAAUUGCUUAAUUUUUACGAUGAAAUACCUCACAUAGACCAAGCUAGUCGAGUGUCGUUAGACACAAUUCAAAAAACUUUAAAACAGAUGGACAGCAAUAUACGAAAUCUGAAAACGGAUUUGACUAACAACAGGGUACCUCAAGGAGACGACGACAAAUUCAUAGAAGUGAUGGAGAAAUUCGCGGAUGAAGCCCGGGAACAGUGCGACAUAAUGGCGAAUAUGUUGAAGAAAGUCGAAAAUCUUUACAACGAUUUAGCCGAAUACUACGCUUUCGAUAAACAAAAGUACACCUUGGAAGAAUUCUUCACCGAUUUGAAGACGUUCAAAGACAGUUUUUGUCAAGCCAGGGCGGACAAUCAGAAAGAGAAGGAGGCCGAGGAGAAAAAGGAGAAAGCGAGGUUAGCGAAAUUGAAACAGGAAAAAGAAAAGGAGGAGAGAAACAAACGAAGGCUGGUAGAUAUGAAUCCAACUGAGACGCAAGAAGGUGUCAUGGACAGUUUGUUAGAAGCACUUUCCACGGGUAGCGCGUUUGGACGAGAGCAGAAAAGACGAAGAGGCCAUCGACCAGCAGGAGCUGAAAGGAGGGCACAAUUAGUUAGGUCGAGAUCAAGGACAGCCUUGAUAAGCGGAAGGGAAUUAACGAGUGAAAUAAUGACGUAAAAACUCGCCUACUACACAACGCACAACGAAUUUGCUAGCUCAAAAUAGAUAGAAAUAAAAAAUUUUAUACCAUUCAUAAUUAUUUAUUAAUUUUGUACAUUGUUUUUCCAUUGUAAAUAAUAGUCUAUAUUUGUGUACCUAUAUUUAGUUUUGAAAUCGCGAAUCUCUUAAUUUUUAUAUUUUAACAGUGUCUGCUAUUUCCAAUGCGCUUUGAUAAAGUCAAAGUAAAAACUACAGAUAAUUAGCAUUAGUGUGAGCAGGAACCUAAUAAUAUCAACGUAGCCAGCCGGCCGCGUGGGAAUAUCUCUCGAUAGCGCACUUUGACAUUAGAAAAGCGUAUUGGAAGUGUUCAAUAGCCGACAUUGUAUUUACACGGAAAUCUGUAGAAAUGUGAUCUGACGUUGUUUUUAUUGCUAGCGCAUUUUCUAUAUUUGAUUAGCUAUUAUGUCGGCACUUUCAUAGGUAUAUCACAGGUUAGAGAUGAUGGUUUGUGCCAAUAAGCUCUGUAUAUUUUACUGGUAAUGAAACUAUUUUAAAAGAAGACAAAACAUCGUCUGCCUCAUCUUCGCGUUUAUUUUUAGUCUUCUUCUUUUCGUAUCUCUUAUCAUAUUUAUAUUCAUAUUAUAAACCACACUUACAGUAGUGCUACCAAAAUCAAACUUCCUAGCAGAUUUUGAGAACUUGCUUCACCGAUUAUACCUCGUCAGCGUAUCUCCCCCUACUUUGUUGUUGCCACACUUAUGAUUUUCCUUUGUGCAUACUGGCUUCGAAAGCCACGAGAUUCUGUCUGCUGUAGCUGAGGUGGCUUGGCUGAGUGCUUUCUUAAACGAAAAUUGAAGUUCGGUUAUAUUAUGGGUAUAUAGAGAUAGAUAGUAACAGAUUUGUAAAUGUUACUAUACAUUUGUUACUUUCUAUCUCUAAAUUACAGAACACCUCUGGACCCACUUGCAACUUUAGAGCAGUUCUACCCAGUGGCGAAGCUUUCACUGAUGCGGGUGGUGCGUCGCAUCUCUUCAAAAUAUUGUCAGCUAAUAUUUUUUUUAUUUGAAAUAAAAUCAAUAAGAUCUCUUACGAUAAAUUGAAACUCUCAGUGAAUUUAUUCAAGUAAUUACAUUCAAUUUCAAUUAUUUAUAUUUUUGUGUAUUUGUCGAGCUUUAUAGAAUUCGCUUCUACGCUACAAAUAGAAAUACUUCGACAGCGCUAUGAUGCGCUGUUUCUCAUUACAUCUUGAGCGCCUGGUAGGGCGAACCGAGGUCAGCGAUCUUUCCGGCCGUGAUUCCGCUCCAGUCCGCUGUUUUCGCUGGUGAGUGAUGCGGUAUCUUAAACGCAUCUCGUUCGUGUUAUUAAUACGCAAUGGGAGUAUCGUAAUCGCGUUCUUCCCCUUAUUUGAAGAAAAUUCAAUAAAUGUUUUCGCAAAUCUGCAAACUAUAAGGAUUGAUCUUAAUUUUAAAAUUUAAAAUAUAACAGAUACCUACGUUCACAUUUUUGUUUUUUUUUUUGCGUAACUGUCUAUCUUUAAUUUACUUCACUCUUUUUUAUUAUUUUGAUUAUUUUUUUUAACCUUCCACAUUUUUUUGUAUACUUUAUUUGUAAGUCCAAAAUUAAAGAAUUAAAUAAAAAAAACUUUAUUGUUUUUCAUAAAAUGUGAAUCGCAGUUACUCAUUACAUCCCCUUGUAUUAACGCCACGAUACGCCUCUGGUUCUACUCAAUCUUCAAUUUUUGUGCAAGCUCAAAUUUUUAGAAACUAUAACCACAGUGUGCCUUAAAAAGUUUGCAUUAUAGGUAUGGAAAACUUUUGUUAUUGACUUUGAAAAAAAAAAUGGUUCUUGAUAAAAGUUUGUGCUUCACUUAUAACAUGAUAUGAAUUUAAAUAAUUAAAAAAAACUAUGUAGGAGGACGUCAUAAAAUACGAAUUUGGUUCCCUUAUUGUAGAAAAUAAGAAAAAAAGUUUAUUUGACAAACUUGUUUAAAAGCAAUACGUCCAAAUAUAUAACAGUUUUUAUUUUUUUCCUUUAUAACUAACUAACCUAUUCAUAAGUAAGAAUACUAGCAAUAUUAACAAUACUAACAAUAAGUAACAAAAAUAUAUAUAUUUAUAUAAAAUUUGGAAAAAAUAUUUUUUUGGAGAUAGGCUGUGAAUUCAUAAUGUAGCAUAAAUAUUGUUUUUAAACUUCUCUCGUACAUGGUUAAGAUAUCUUAUAGAUGAAGCACAAAUUUUUAUCAAGAAUAAUUUUUUUUCAGUCAAUAACAAUAGUUCUUUUAUGUUAUAAGGACGAAAAGUUGAGUUUUUCGGGCGACUACGAGAAGUUGCCAGGGGAGACGUAGUCGAACCUACUCGAAAAUACACUUUUCGUCCGUUUUUCAUACAUUAUUUUUUAUUCGAAUAGUCAAUAUUUGGUAUAGUGUGGUAGUCGUCCCAAAUAUAACAUGACCUUGAUUAAUACUGUGCUAUUUUUGUUGUUGCUAAAUUUCUCGAACAUUUUACAAUUUGCUUUUACAUAAUUUUGGCAUUAAUAAUCAAUUGAUUAAAGCUCUCGGGCUAUAAGCAGAUUAUUAAUGCCAAAAUUAUAUCUCAUCAAAAUGAUAUUAAAACAUUCUCGAGAUUUAGAUUCAACAAACAUAGCCUACUAUUAUUGAGGUCUUGUAUAUUACCCUUGAUUAUUAUUUUACAAAAUAAUAAUAAAGGACAAUAUACAAGACCUUGUAGUUUUGUUGCUAAAUUUCUAGAACAUUUUACAAUUUGAUUCUAUAUAAUUUUGGCAUUAAUAAUCAAUUGAUUAAUGCCAAAAAUUAUGUCUCAUCAAAAUGAUAUUAAAACAUUCUCGAGAUAUAGAUUUAACAAAAAUAACUGACUAUUAUUUAGGUCUUGUAUAUUACCCUUGAUUAAUAUUUGUCAAAAAUUAUGUCUCCUCAAAUAAAUAUUACCACAUUCUCUAGAAUAUUAGACUAUUUAGACUAUUAUCAAGGUCUUGCAUAUUACCCUUGAUUAUUAUUUUACAAAAUUUCACAAAAUAUUAAGGGUAAUAUACAAGACCUUGAUAAUAGCUAUUUUUGUUGAAUCUAUAUCUCGAUAAUGUUUUAAUAUCAAUUUGGUGAGACAUCAUUUUUGGCAUUAAUAAUCUGAUUAAGAGUCUGAUAACCUUAGCUCAAGGAGUUUAAUCAAUUUAUUAUUAAUGCCAAAAUUAUGUAGAAGCAAAUUGUAAAAUGUUCGAGAAAUUUAGCAACAACCAAGUCAUAGUAGUGUGCAGGUGUACCGAACCUUGUGGGACUCCCGCCAUCGCUAUAGUGGAGUUGAUUUUAAUAAAGAACUGUAUCACUGGAUUAUUUUUACAAUGUGCCCAGGAAAGUCAUUCAUAAGCAUUUUGUAGAUUCACCACGCGUCCAGAUGGUAUAAAAUGCUUUUUCGCUGUCGAGCGUGAGCAGCAUCGUUUGUAGGCUUCGAUUAAACGCAUUUUUCGCGUGAUGCGCUAUUCUCAGGACCUGGUCCAAGGUGCUGUCCUUCUCUAAAGCCAUACUGUUCCCUAGGGACAAUCUGCAUACGUUGUUCGAUAUCUUUAAGUCUUUUUAAUAUCAUUGUGUCUGUAAUUUUCGAAAUUGUGUUUUACAGAGAUAUGGAGCGAUAAAUAUCGAUUUAUUGGCCGGUUUCCCCGCCUUUAAUAUUGUAAUAGUACUGGAAUAGUGUUGUAGUCUGAAAAUGGCAUUUAUUAUGUGAUAAAGCUGUACGAUAGAUUUUCUACUAAGGUUUUUAAGCAGUAUGUUGCUAAUGUCAUCCGGUCUUGGAGCUCUCCUAUUUUUGAGAUACUUAAUAACCUCACCAAUCUUUUUAGGAGAGGUUAAAAAAUACUGGUACACUGGUAGUGGAUCCAGCUGUUCAAAUAAAUCGACAAGAUUUUCAAUGUGUUGUUGCUGAGGGCUAUUCUCUUGCGGAUUGACGAAUUUUAUCUGAAAGUAUUCAGUCCAUGUUUCAUUGUGGGAAGUAGCGAACUGGGUUUUAUGAACCUUUUCACUUCCUUUCAUAAAGAGUUGUCAUUCAGUUUCAACUCCGAUAGGGUGGUUUAUAAUUUUUUAUUUCGAUGGUCUCUCUAAUUAUUAUUUUGUUGAUGGUUUUCGCAAUGUCAUGCAACCUUACCCUUUCUUCGUAUCUUCGAUUUUGCUGCCUUGUUUUUUCUAAUGCAGUUUUUGUUUUUUAUAAUAUCUGUGACCUUGGGUGGCAGCUUGUCUUAAUGUCGGCUCUUUGUCUUCGACGAAAUCUCCCAUAAUACUCGUCCACUAGCGAUAAAAUACAAUAUAAGGGUCCCACUCUGGGUGCUUUGCACUAAAUCCCCCUGCUAGGAGAACCCUGUUUCCUUUUGAUAUUAACGUGUGCAGAUCUCUACCUGAAAGUGUUAUAUUGGGCGGACUGUAUAUACCUAGGAAUGUUAAAUUACUUAUCUCUAUGAUUGAACGUUAAUGAGUGCUCUUGGAAAUUCUUUGAAGGUUAUGUUUUUUUAAGUAUGGUAGCUACUCCCCGAUCCUGCUCUGUCCGUGGGUUUGUUUCUAUCCUGUCUAAUAAUUAAAUAGUCGUGAAUUCUAUUUUUGUCUGUUGGUUUGAGAAAGGUUUCUGUCAAUAUUAUGAUGUAAAAUGUAUGCUUAUGAAUAAAAUUGCUAACACUGGUUCUAAGUAACAGUGCUGCUCCUAAAGUGGCGCUGGGAAACAGUAACAAAGCCUGCACAGAACAUGAGGCUAAUAACCUGAGUAGUUGAUGCCGAUGACACAAAAAAAAAAGACCGAACUUGUUUAGCAGCCCCGUGCACAUUGUAAAAACCAAAUUUUUUGAGAAUAUAAGAUUUUAAGUACAAACUUUGAGAGUGAAAGAAUAACCCAGCAUUUUAUUUUGUGAUAUUUUUGAUUCAUUAAAAUAACGUAGAUAUCGUUUACAGUUAAACUGACAUGUAUCAAUUUGAUAUUCACAAGUGAUAAAUGACGUUUACAGUUAAACUGACAAAUUUUGAUAUUGACAAGUAAACAGGUAGAUUCAAAUUAUUGGCAACAUACUUGUAGUUGAAAUAAGACUGCAUAAAACUUUUCCAGAUUGUACCAAAUUUCAAAGAAAUAUUAUUUUUAUCGCUAAAAGAAAGUUAAAAAUUGACUUUAAAAUUGCCGAUUCAUAACUUACUAUGAUACUCGUCACGGGGAAGUUACAUUGUUGCAUCUUUAAGGUAAAUGGUUUUUGACGAGUACCAUAUUUUUUAGUUUCUACAGAUUUCUAGUGUAAUGAUUUUGAUUGUCACAAACACUUCAGUCUUUUGUUAAUUGCUUGUUUUUUAAUCGCAAUAUAUAUAUAAUUUUUUUAAGCUCAAAUAUCUGUUCACAUCUCAGAAUAUUUUUUAAUGGCAAUUUACCAUUUAGAACCACCAAUUUUACAUUUUUUAGUAGUUAGGAAAUUGUAGUGUAUCACUAGCUAACCAAUUGGAUGCAGGUGUUUUCAAUAUGACGUUUGUGUGUCCUUAUACAUUAGUUGGUCAGUGACCUCUGCUCAUUUUGAUUCGUCAUUCCCUAACUACUCUCUUUGUCAUUUCAAUAAUUCUGUUGUAAAUUUUGAAAAACCAAUGGGACAUAUAUCUGAGUUGUUUGCUGGUUGAGUCACGUCUUUUUAAUAAUUUUUUUAGAAAUGUUUAUUUGUAAGCUGCUUCAGUUAAAGUUUGGGUAAUCAAAUUUUAGAAUGAUAUAAAAUUUAAAAAAAAUCAAAUGUGAAUUUAAAUUUUACAAAAAUAAAAUCAAAAAUACCAUUAAAAUUAUAUAUCACGUAGGAAAAAAUUUGGCUUUCCGUGUGUCACCCUGUAUAUAAAAAUUUGUAUAAAUACAAAAAAUUACUAGAGACCAAAUCUGGACUGUCUGAUGGACAAUAAUUACCUCUUAAUAUCAUUUUUUUAUGCUAUUUUUUACCGUAUUUUAGUAAAAACAAUUUUUAUCGGCCACUUACAAUUUUUUUGUUUCCAUAAAUGUGUUUUAUAAAAUACUAUGCAAUCAUUGGUGCUGAAUUUAACAAAAGAUUGAAAACAGUUUAAAACUCACGGCUCAAUAUUUGAUACAGGUUGUCUCAUUUUAAUCGAUCAGCAAGAAUAUACAUUUGUUGCUGAAUCAAAUAUUUUUGUUUUCAAGUAGAUGGGACAUUCUGUAUUUACCGUUUUAAAUUAAAAGUAACGUUUAUUUCUUCGAUUAAAAAUUUAUUUUCGAAAAGUUUAGGAUUUAUUUAAAAAAAGAUUUGUUUUUAAGUUUGUUUCCUUUAUUGAAAGCCCUUUAAAAGAAACUUACAAAAAAUUGUACUUCAGA
Psylliodes chrysocephalus is the source of this 10507-nucleotide messenger RNA. NCBI's taxonomy places the organism in Eukaryota, Metazoa, Arthropoda, Insecta, Coleoptera, Chrysomelidae. The record is from the annotation of a GenBank genome assembly.